GACACGGGUCAUGGUUGUGGCAUGGAAGCUCUAGCACCGCAGUUUCGGGACAGUUUCCUCCAUGUGGCACGGUUUGCAUCAUCAAGCGCCACGACGCAACUUAUUGAGGCCAGUCCCAUCACAUUUCUUUGGGAUGCACAACUUUCUGCUGAAGAGGGGCUGUCGAUCGCUCCCAACGGGCUCAGCGGGAUUGCGGCAAAAGUCUUGGCAGUCCUACUAGCUUUGUGGGUUUUCAGUGUGCUGACCAUGGGCUGCGCUCAAUGUCGCAGGUCUGGAAACUGCUACGAAUCCAUCUCAGUGAGUUCGUUGUACAAAGGCAGUGUUUGGUCCCUGUGUGUGAACUAUUUGUUGCUUUUGCCACUGCACUUCAUGCGUUCAACGGAAAAUGCGUCUGGGGACGAGAAAACUCUUUAUUCCCCUGCAGAGAAGGAGCUUCUCACUUCAAAACGUCGAGUGCACGAUACUUCUGUUUUGAACUUCCUCAGUGUCCGCAGGAGUAUGAUCUACGUUUCUUUCCUUUUUCUCGUGAUAGCGCUCUUAGUCCAACUGUCUGCAUUGCCCCAAGCCUUUCAAGGCAGGCAGAUUUGGAUCGAGAAGAGCGACAUUGAGGAAAAUGGACACGUCAUAACAUAUGAGGAUUUUGUGCAGGCGUCCGGCAAAAACUGGACCACGCAUAGUCCAGAAGCAUUCUUCCAGUAUAGCAGACUUAUAUAUACUGGCAUGUUUGCAAAAAUCUUGCGUCAGACUUCCACUAUGGACCUUUUCGAAGCGUGUGCCAAUGCUUUCUGUCAGAUUUCACGGUGCAUUUGUUUGGCUUGGAGUUUGACCUGCUGGCCAAACUUCAACCAGUCAUACCGAGGAGUGUUGCGCGCCUUGUUUUUCAGUGUCCUGGCCCCGCUGCUUGCAACCUCAAUCCCUUCACGGCUCUUCAUCGACUGGAGCGUUCUGGAUCCCGUCAUCCGAGCAUACACAGGAGAGAUCUCUACUCAUUUGGCAACGCAAAAGGAUUUUUCCGUGAGACGGAUCAUGCAGUUAUGUAAACAAAUUGAUACGCAAGGUCAUGAGGAAGCGUUCGCUGAAGCCCUAGAAGCAUGUGACCUGCUGACCAGAGCACCAAAGGAACACCUCAAAUGCUGCUCUUUCGUGGACAUUGUGGACUUUGAUUUUAGGCCAAUUCAUGAAGCUUGUGAAGAUGUCCGGGAGCAUGCAAGGGACCCACACAGUUCAAAGCUGUAUAAUGUCACUCUACGAGCAGCUCGCAUGUGCCACGACAAUAUCUAUCCCAACUUCAAGAAUGGAAUGGAGUUUGGCUUUCAAAACUCUCUGGAAAUUUUUGCAACUGCUGCACCCAUGGCCCAGCACAUGGCGCAGAGUGUUUCUAUUGCUAUGGGAUUUGUGCAGGGGCUCCGUGGAUUUAACGCCAUCGUGCCGGCAGCGAUUGCCUUGUCUCCAGCAUUGCUACGAGCUGCCUUGAAGGUGAAGAAUAUUGUGCCGCAAAGUACUAUCCCAGGCAUGUUCGUGGUAGCCUUGCCUUUGCUAUAUUGCCCAAUGGCUUGGGGUCUGUACACCAUUGCCUUUCAACUGCUGGGUGAUUUCUGGAUGCUUAUGGGUCUCUUGGUGCUGGCCUUCUCACCAAUGCUUUAUCUGGCCCUGGGGGCCUACUUCUCCAUCACAAGACCAUUGACAGACAAGGCGAUCACCAGGGUCAUGAUCAGUAUCAACAUCGCUUCGCAGGUCGUGGCCGUCGUUGGCUAUGUGUUUAUUUUCACCUUCGCCUGGAAGAAGUACCAACUCACCAUGAUGGAAGGCGAACCAGGUGACAAGAACACCAUUGAGAGGGAUGCUUACAGAUUUGUGAUCCAGCAAGUGAAGGUGCUUCAGGGAACCUUUUGGCUCGAGCUGGCUGGCGUUUGCAUGGCAAAUUACUUCUUCACUACGCUUGCAGGGGUCGACUGGAUGAUGCUGGAGAUUGGAAAGCAGCGACACUACGAGAUACUCAUGAAAACGGCACAGGACAUUCACAAGUUGGAAGGUGCCAAAGAUGUUUGCUAUCCACCUGGCCUCGAAAGUGAGUUUGAGCGGCAGGAAGCUCUGAAGGCAGCAGAAGAGCGUGGACAUCGCUUGGACUCAGUCUUCUCCGUUGUAUAUGACCAUGUGCCCAUGAACAUGAAAGAAAUUCUUCGAGGGCGGAAUACCCGACUGGUGUGUGACAUAGAAAUGGCAGAGAUCCAGAAAUUGGCAACCUCAGCAUCACAAAGCCAAGAAGGCUCCACUCUGGAAGAUCGAUAAAGAUUAGAUGUUCCAAAGGCUGAACUCUUGGAAUCAAAAUUAA
This is a messenger RNA of Cladocopium goreaui, 2332 nucleotides long. NCBI's taxonomy places the organism in Eukaryota, Dinophyceae, Suessiales, Symbiodiniaceae. The record is from the annotation of a GenBank genome assembly.